This is a messenger RNA of Pichia membranifaciens NRRL Y-2026, 1254 nucleotides long. RefSeq lists its product as hypothetical. The coding region runs from base 1 to 1254 and encodes 417 amino acids. NCBI's taxonomy places the organism in Eukaryota, Fungi, Ascomycota, Pichiomycetes, Pichiales, Pichiaceae. The record is from RefSeq and is a predicted model, not a curated record. The transcript has a single exon.
AUGUUGAAGGAGUCGGGGAGCAGCCAGUGGAAGUAUAGGGUUGUGUUAUUUUUGGUCAUUUUCACUAUCCUGAACUUCUUUUUCAACGUCAUGCUCGCGAUUCUCACGAAUAUCUAUCUAGACGGGUUGCAGCCUUCAUGCUGGCAGUUUGGAUUUUCGACAAAUACCGAGUUCAAAACGGGUCUAGUCAACGAAUACAUAAAGCUUGACGAAAAUGCAGCGAAUACGGACUACUAUAAUACUCUGAAAGCCUUGGCUAGAGAUAACGGGAUUUUGUACAGUAUGGAUGAUGAUAAUGUUGAGAUCAGUAAGGUGCUCUUGGACACAAGUGAACUCGAUACCUGGUUCAACGACAAAAAGAACUUGAAGUAUAUUUCGGUUUACUGUGACUUGCUUCUUAGAUAUGCCUUGACGCGUGACGAAAGGAAUCAUGAGGAGGUCCAAUUUGUCAUCCAAAGGGCUUUCGACCUAAUCAAUCACUACGAAUCCGUCUCUCAUCAGACGGUGUCAACAUAUGCCUUGAAAAACAAGGCGUUAAGAAUACAAGCGGACCUGCUCAAGUUCAGUGGACAUUGUUUUGCGGAGGUAGAACAGAAAUAUUAUGAUUCGAUUCGUUUGGUUAUUGAAAACGAGUAUUCUCACAAACACCUUGAGUCUAAAGACAUAGCAAUAGUUCCACCAGACGAAAUUUCAUCCAACAACCUCACAAACUCGUUGCUUGAUUUGUGCUCGUUUUACUCGGAAACAAGAGACCCAAAGUACGUCAAUAAGGCCUUAAAUAUUCUUUUAUCAGAGCUAAGGUCUCUAGACUCUGAAUUCACUACUCUAGAUUCCCAGUUCAACUCAAAUGAUAUUUUCAAAAGGGACACCAAAGUUCUUUCGAACAAAAGUGAAAAGAGACUCAUGGAGUUGAGAUUCGAAAAGAUACCCUUGAUAAAUAUGCAGAUUAGUGAGUUACUAUGGUUUGAGAAGAAGUACGAUAAGUCAAUCGAGUUUGCCAAAGAAUCAGCCCAAGUUUCGAGCAUGUAUGCAACCAUGAACUUCAACUCUGCAAAAAUCGCCAAAAUGGGGUUCAUGAAUUUGUCUACAAUGUUCCAGCACCUGGGUGACAAAGAAGGUUCAACUCUUUGUUUGAAGCGGUCAGAAGAAAUUGCCGUCCCUAUGGAUGCCUUUUCCAGAAUGCCGGGAACGGUCCGUGAUGUUGUGCUAGAAUACUGGUUCGGCUCUUGGGGUAAGUUUCUUUUCCCUGGUUGA